GUCUUAUUAAUGCUUUUGUGCACUUCUAAGCAAUCCCGGGGAGAGCAACUCUUACUAGACAGAAUCUGGAUUCCUUAUUGAUCAGGUCCGGUAACCUGGCAGUUUCUAUGCGCAGAUGGUCCUGAGUUGCAAAGCUUCUGUCCAUCUCAGAAUUCUUCCAAAUUUAGGGUUGGAGUGAUGAUUAAAUAUUAAGUAAAUCAUAUGGCUAAGCGAAAGAUCGCAGUUGUUGGUGCUGGGUUGAUUGGCCUCUCAACAGCAGUGUACAUUUCAGAAUCUAUCUCCAAGUGCUCUGUGACUGUAAUUUCGGACAAAUUUACUCCCAACACAACGAGCGAUGUAGCAGCCGGAAUGCUUAUUCCACACACUUAUCUAGGCAUACCAAUUCAUCAGCAGAAGCAGUGGAUUAGGGAGACCUUUGACUAUCUUUUUGAAAUCAAUAAUUCAUCGGAGGCUUCAGAUGCUGGCAUUCAUCUGGUGUCUGGCUGGCAGAUCUUUAAAACCAUUCCUGAUGAGGUGUUACCAUUCUGGUCUGAUGUUGUCCUGGGAUUUCGUUCAAUGACUGAAGAGGAGCUGAAGAAAUUUCCACAGCACAGAUUUGGUCAGGCUUUUACUACACUGAAAUGUGACUGCCCGUCCUAUCUGCUAUGGUUGGAGAAAAGGUUGAAAGGAAAUGGCAGCCAGGUGUAUGCAAGACGAAUCAAAGAUUUGUGGGAACUACAUAGCAAAUAUGACAUCGUUGUCAACUGUUCAGGCAUUGGAUCCAGAGAACUCAUGGGUGACUUGGAGAUAUACCCUGUCAGAGGUCAAGUACUCAAGGUCAAUGCUCCUUGGGUGAAUCACUUCAUCCGGGAUGGGGAUGGCUUAACCUAUAUCUAUCCAGGAAUACACAAUGUAACAUUAGGUGGGACAAGGCAGAAGGAUAACUGGAGCUUGUCCCCAGAUCCUAGAAGUAGCAAAGACAUAUUUGACAGAUGUUGUGCUCUUGAACCCUCACUUCAAAGAGCCCAGGACAUAAAGGAGAGGGUGGGUGUGAGACCAUCCAGGUUAGCUGUGAGACUGCAGAAAGAGAUACUAGUCCAUGAUGGGAAAAAACUGCCCGUGGUCCACAACUAUGGACAUGGUUCGGGUGGCUUUUCAGUGCACAGGGGCACUGCCAAAGAGGCUGCUCGACUGGUGGGAGAAUGCAUUGCUGCUCUGGAAGGCGCCUCUUCAAAGGCAAAGUUAUAAUCACUGGGGCCUCCUUUUCAGUUAUUGGUAGGCUAUAAUAAAUCUACUAGUAAUACCUUUGGAAUGUUAUUCUAUAAGCUGCAUGCCACAUUCUGAACUGCAGCCAAGUGCUUGUUUUGUGAAAAGUGUUUGCCCACAGGUGAGAGGGUGUUUUUGUCUUUCACCAUUUUUCUGUGUCAGUUCACUGGAGAGCAUAAUGAUUGUCUGGUUUCACCCACAUAGCCGUUGUUGGGGCAUUUGAUGCACUGGUUGAUGUACAACACAUAUAAGAACCAAGGAUCUUGAAAGGUGUGCUGUGGGAGGUAUAGAUUCGAUAGAGACACUAGUUUUAUGUCUGUUUACAACCAUCUGUAACCCCAAAAAUCCUCCUUUGUCCCAUGACUGUAGAGGUGUUAAUGGGCCAUUUCAUUUUGAAUGGUCCCUUGCAACAUGCAUGAACUGCUGUGCUUAACAAUCUGUUCCACCUUGUGACACUCUGAUUACCUUUUACAGACCUGAAGAAAACCUCUAUGUAGCUUGAAAGCUUGUCUCUGUGUCUUCCACCAACAGAAGUUGGUCCAAUAAAAGAUUAUCUUCUCACACACCUUGUCUCUCUCAUAUCCUGGGACCAACAGGGCUAUAACAACACUGGAAAACAACAAUGGGUGAUUUCAUAUGGUCAGCUGAAAGGUACCUUCUCUCUCAUAGAUCAUAUCCAGAGGUUGGCCAAAGCACAACGACCCUUCACUACGCCAUGUACAUGAUGACAAAGCACCUACUGAUAAAU
Caretta caretta (loggerhead turtle) is the source of this 1993-nucleotide messenger RNA. RefSeq names its product D-aspartate oxidase (gene DDO). The record is from RefSeq and is a predicted model, not a curated record. NCBI's taxonomy places the organism in Eukaryota, Metazoa, Chordata, Testudines, Cheloniidae. Gene Ontology annotation, molecular function: D-aspartate oxidase activity; FAD binding. Gene Ontology annotation, biological process: D-amino acid catabolic process; L-aspartate catabolic process. Gene Ontology annotation, cellular component: cytoplasm.